AUAAAAUGAGUAAUUCAUUGAUGGGUAAUAUGUUGGUCGAAACCGUAAUGGAGAAGGCCUUGAAAGACAAGAUGAAAGAAUAGUAGGCCAAACAAUAGGAAGAGGAGAGAAGGAGAGCAGCAAGAAGACAAUACGAGGAGGAAGACGAGGAUGAUUGUGAUGAUGAGGAUUUGAAAGAAAUGUUGAAGAAGAUGAGGGAACAAAGAGCAAAGGAAUUGCAAGAGGCCAUGCUUAAAAAGAAUAAGGGAUUUGGAGAAUAUAGAGAAAUCGUUGAAGAGGAAUUCUUGCCAUCUGUUACUAAAUCUGAAUUCAGUGUUGUUCAUUUCUUCCAUCGUGAUUUCGAAAGAUGCAAAAUUAUGGACAAACAUCUCUAGGCAAUAUCAUAAUAGUAUAUUAUUUUGUGAGUUUGAUAGGCAUCCCGAGACCAAAUUCUACUGUUUGAAUGCAGAAAAAGCACCCUUCUUUGUAAAUAAGCUACAAAUUCAAGUUCUACCUACAGUAUGCUUAUUUGUGAAUGGAGUCUUAAAAAAUAGAAUUGUAGGUUUCGAAGAGAUGGGAGGGAAGGACACUUUUGAAACUGGUACUUUGGCACACAUGUAAAUUAUAAAAGAAAUUAUUUUAUAGUCUUUUAAGAUAUGGUAUGAUCAAGGUAAGAAAGGGAAGCAAUGAUGAUAACUCAUCAGAUGAAGAUAAGUGACAUUUGAAAUAUUAAAUUAAUU
Messenger RNA from Paramecium octaurelia, 719 nucleotides. The record is from the annotation of a GenBank genome assembly. Lineage: Eukaryota; Ciliophora; Oligohymenophorea; Peniculida; Parameciidae.